GACUCGUAUUUGUUUUACACACUCCGGCCAGGAUCCUUACAAUAGUCACACAGAUUUGAUCCAUUUGGCCGCAACUGCAAUAACACGGCAAAAUGUGUCAACCGUACACCCUCAACUGGAUCGCGACGGGGUUCUGACCCGAUCCGCUUUCAAUGCUGUUGAAUCCGGCUGUGAGUUUUUAAUUACGGUUGGUUUCAGCGGAGGAGUUUGACAUGUCUGUCGCGGCCGGUGGAGGGACGCAGUGCGCGGGGCUGGGCGCUGCCGCCGCCCCGGGCUGCUGCUCCUCCUCGUCGUCGUCGGGAUCCGGAUCUGUCGCGUUAUUAGGCGGAGGAUCGGGAAUCGCGGGCCGGUUACCCAGCCGAGUACUCGAGCAAGUCUUCUCCUAUCUGGAUCUGUCGGAUCUGAGUAACUGCUCGUUGGUGUGCUGGCACUGGUACAACUGUCUGGCGGAUGAAAACAGUGAGGUGUGGCGGAGUCUGUGCGCCCGGGUGCUCAGUGAUGAAGCGAUGCGCUCUGAUAUCCUCUGCAACAUCACCACUUAUAAAGAUAAACUAAAGUCCUUCCAGCACGCCCUGAGCUCUCACGACUGCUCCAGGAACGUAUACAUCAAGAAAAAUGGGUUCACGUUGCAUCGCAACCCUAUCGCCCAAAGCACCGACGGUGCCCGCGGAAAGAUCGGCUUCUCGGAGGGUCGGCAUGCUUGGGAGAUCUGGUGGGAGGGACCUCUUGGUACGGUGGCGGUGAUCGGCCUCGCGACCAAGAGGGCUCCCAUGCAGUGCCAGGGUUAUGUGGCACUUCUAGGCAGCGAUGACCAGAGCUGGGGAUGGAAUUUAGUAGACAAUAAUCUGCUUCAUAACGGAGAGGUCAAUGGGAACUUCCCCCAGUGUAACAACGCACCAAAGUACCAGAUCGGGGAGAGAAUCCGUGUGAUCCUAGACAUGGAUGAUAAGACACUAGCCUUCGAGCGAGGUUUUGAGUUCCUUGGCGUGGCAUUCAGAGGCCUGCCCAAAACCUGCCUCUUUCCUGCUGUCUCAGCCGUGUACGGAAACACUGAAGUGACAAUGGUAUACCUAGGACGACCUCUGGAUGGAUAAGGUGGAUCUUGGUGCCACUAGGGGAACGCUGCUUGGCACAGUUUCACAUUUGGACUUAGAAACAGGCCGUCCUGGGAGAAUCAGUUGUUGUUGUUGGAUAGGGCCUGUUGAAGGUGAGGAUGUCCGACAUACAUCUGCGAAACUCAGUUAAAUGUCUAUUUACUUUUAGUCCUUUUGGUGACCUGGGACACUUUUUUUAACCUGAUUUAAAUGAAAUUUAAGAACUGCACAGGGGCAGCUGUUCGCUUUUAUUAAAUAGGUUAAAAGCCAAAUUAUAGAUCAGACAUGUGGCAACAUUUUAUAAUAACUUGAAAUUUUACACGCAUGGAGUGACUGUGAAGAGGACUGUGUUAUCUGAAGACCACGAUGGGUCAGACUUCCAAACAAAUAUACAAACGUACAUGUAGGUAAAUGUCAUGAAGACCACACGCCAAAAUGACGUACCGAUAUCUUACUGUUUUAUUCCCCAGAGCAGUUAUCUGCAUGCAGUAUAUGCGUCUCUUCCUCUGAUUUUUAUUUUUUAAGGACAGGCAAAGGUAGUUUGUUGUUAUUCUAUUUGUUACUGUACAUUUUAACUGUGAUGUAGAAGUGUAUAGUAUUUAUUUAUUAAGGUCUAUCUUUGCUAUAACUGAGGGUAUGGAGACUACAAAUAAACUCUAAAUUGUGCCAGUC
Molecule: messenger RNA, 1766 nt
Organism: Paramisgurnus dabryanus
Lineage: Eukaryota; Metazoa; Chordata; Actinopteri; Cypriniformes; Cobitidae
Gene: fbxo45
Product: F-box protein 45
Biological process (GO): proteasome-mediated ubiquitin-dependent protein catabolic process; synapse assembly involved in innervation
Cellular component (GO): SCF ubiquitin ligase complex; synapse
Molecular function (GO): protein binding
Source: RefSeq, a predicted model, not a curated record